Messenger RNA from Gossypium raimondii (Peruvian cotton), 1962 nucleotides. RefSeq lists its product as uncharacterized. NCBI's taxonomy places the organism in Eukaryota, Viridiplantae, Streptophyta, Magnoliopsida, Malvales, Malvaceae. The record is from RefSeq and is a predicted model, not a curated record. The transcript is spliced from 6 exons. The coding region runs from base 181 to 1371 and encodes 396 amino acids.
CUUGCAACAUUCCAUUACCUUUUGUGUUUUUUUCCAUAAUUACAUAGACCAUUUUGUCCUUCAUCUUCCCAAUUAGAUCCCGUUUAACUGGUCUGCAAUCCUUUUUCUUUGAUCCGCAAAGAGAAUCAGUUACACUUCAAAUUAUCGAAAGGAACUUUUCCUUUUGCUUUUAUUUUAGUUAUGUUGGGGGCAGGAUUGGAAUUCAGGAGAGGUCGUGGAGAAGAUCGGUUUUACAAUCCACCCAAGGCGAGAAGAGAGAACCAGAAUCAGCAAAACGAUCAACUGUGGAGGGAUCAAGCCGAUGUUUCACCGAGUCUAUCAAAGGAUAAAUCCAAGUCUGACAAAGGGAUUGCUUCAACUGACCAUCCCAAAGCGGUUCCCAUCCCCGCUACCGAACCCAUUGUUUCUCCUUUGAGUAAUAUGGAAAGGUUUUUGGAAUCGGUCAUGCCUUCCGUCCCUGCCCUCUAUCUCUCUAAGACGACGAUGAGAGGGUGGCGGACGUGUAACAUUGAGUUUGAGCCAUAUUUCGUGUUAGGUGAUUUAUGGGAGUCGUUCAAAGAGUGGAGUGCAUAUGGAGUAGGUGUCCCACUAAUUUUGAAUGACUGUGAUUCUGUUGUUCAGUACUAUGUACCUUAUUUAUCCGGUAUUCAAAUAUACUCCGAUUCCAGGAAAAUGUCUUCCAAGUCAAGGCAACCAGGAGAGGAUAGUGAUAGUGACUUUAGGGACUCAAGCAGUGAUGGUAGUAGUGAUUGUGAACCUGAAAGAGGACCAAAUGUUUUGAGAGAAAAAAGAAAUCACAUGGCAAGUGAGAUGUCUCUUAGGAUGGAGAGAUUGUUCAUGGGAGACCAGCAGAUGCUUCAAGAAGACUUCUCUAGUGAUGAGGGUGAAUCUGUUAACUCUCGGAGUUGUUUAAUUUUUGAGUAUUUUGAACAAGACACUCCUUAUAGCCGGGAACCCUUAGCCAACAAGAUUGCAGAUCUGGCCUUCCAAUUCCCUGAGCUGAAGACACUCAGAAGCUGUGAUUUGUUGUCUUCCAGCUGGAUUUCUGUGGCAUGGUAUCCAAUUUACAGAAUACCUACUGGGCCUACAUUAAAAGAUCUAGAUGCUUGCUUUCUGACUUAUCAUUAUCUUCAUACACCGAUAGGAGGUGGACAGGCACCGGCUAUGACAUGUUCCAAUGACAUGGAUGGUCUUCCAAAGAUUUUGUUGCCUGUUUUUGGUCUUGCUUGGUACAAGUUCAAGGCUUCGUUGUGGACACCCAACGGAACAAGUGGUUGUCACUUGGCAAACCACCUCUUUCAGGCUGCUGACAGUUGGUUGAGACUUCUUGAGGUCAAUCAUCCCGAUUUCACAUUUUUCUGCCGCAGGUGAUACUCAAGAUUUCCCUGUAAUGGUAGUACGCCUAUAAAUACCAGAGGGGAAGUGCAAUCAUUACUCUAUCAAACAUCACCUACAAAUUAUAAUACCUCUGUUUGGAGGUCAAAUUCAAAAGUGCAAUCCGGGGUUAUUGUCAUUUGUAAUCAUUUGUAAAAGAACUGGGGAAAAAUGUAUGGCUCAGAAUACUUGAGGAUGAAAGUGGAGCAAAGGGUUUGCAAUAAGGCUUUAGAGGAAGUGAAUGGAGAAAGCUUCUACAAUAGAAGCUGAUGGAGAGCUGAGCAUGAGCCGAGUGUGAAGGUGGUUUGGCCUUGCUCUGUGGAUAUGUUAGUUUCAUCUGUCCUUAGUUUUGUUUUCAUUGUUUUUAUUUGAAACUAUGGAUGAGUUAAGAAAAGCAGGGCUCCUUUUUCUCCGGUGUCCUGAUGAUCAAAUUGUUUUACUUGACGACAUUAAAAGGGGAUUUUGGUAUGUUGGUUGUUUGAGCUAUCCAUCCCUCGUGUGUUUGUAAUGCUAAUUUUGACUAGUAAUUUAUAAUCUCUGAGAAAGGGUGUUUUAAGAGAAUGAAUACUAAGGAAGAUGAGUUGUUAA